This is a messenger RNA of Scatophagus argus, 798 nucleotides long. RefSeq names its product coiled-coil-helix-coiled-coil-helix domain-containing protein 5. The record is from RefSeq and is a predicted model, not a curated record. Bases 127 to 450 code for a protein of 107 amino acids. The transcript has 4 exons. Lineage: Eukaryota; Metazoa; Chordata; Actinopteri; Scatophagidae.
CCUAUCACGAUAGUAAGGGGUGGGGUGUAUUGUGUGCUUGCCCCAUAGACAUGGCUCCACAUGUACGAACACCGGCGUUAUAACCUUGUUCAGCCUCUUCGUGUCAGAUAAACCUAAAACAGCAACAUGCAGGCUGCUAUGGAUAUCACGGCAAAGUAUUGCCAUAAGGAAAUGGAGGCAUAUGGGACGUGUGUGGCCUCCAACCCAUCAACAUGGCAGCAAAAGUGUCAUGAACUGAAGAUGAAGGUUGCACAGUGCACAUCAUCACACCCAGUGAUCCAGAAGAUCAGACAGGACUGUUCCAAGGAAUUUGUGGAGUUUGAGCGCUGUCUGAGAGAAAACCAGGACAAACCUACCUCCUGCUCACCACAUGUGGCUCGCUUUCUGGCCUGUGCAGAGUCAGUGGACAUUACUGGAGUGGCCCCAAGUCCGGUACCUCAGCCAUCAUAGCAUUCAGACACCUUCCAACAUCUUCAGAUUCCUCCAGUCUCCACAACAGCACCGAUGAGCUGGUUUCACAUGUUACUAUAUGUACAGUGACUGUUAGGAUAUUUGUUUUCCUCUGUGUGACUUAGUGUAACUAUUUGUCUUUCUUCAACAAAGAUAUUGGAAAGCAGCAGCACUGUGAGUUGAGCCUGGUUGUAUAAAAUAUUUAAUUACUGCAUCGCUCUUUUGCUCCUCAUGUAAAUCUUGUGUUUGUGUGAAAAUAACAUAAUUGUCUGUAUUGCAAGGAAGUCUGUUUUUUACCGAUUUGUAUUGAACCAACUCAUUAAAACUGACACCAGACUUGUAUUACUU